CACACACACACACACACACACAUACACAUAAACGUUCCCGCAUUCACAACCAUUCACACAAGUCCAACAUCACUCGCUUGGUUUGCUGCUGCACAUCACUUAAGGUGCCACACCAAGCCAGCAAACCCAUUUCGUGGAAUCAAAGCUGGGCAGAUUAGUGGAAGUAAGGAGAGAUAACAGAGAUUAGGAGAUGUCGCUGUGGCGCGUGACGCAGCGCCUGCCAGAGGUGCGGGCCCUGUACGGGCCCCACUUCCCGCUGGAGAUUCGCCACUACUUUGCCGACUGGAUCGAGGCACAGCCCUGGCAGGCCGUGGCCGAGGAGAACAACGCCGACCGCGCAGCAGCGCUGACACAAUCCCUCAUCGGCGCCGUCAAGGAGCGCCUGGACGAGCAGCGUGCCAACACACAGUCCGACACAUUCAUCCUGCAGACCCAGCUCUCGCAGGCCCUGUCCACAUUCGAGACCACGUACGCGCUUGACCCGCUCACCCUGGCGCAGUUCCUGGCCAAGGCCAUGCAGUUUGAACAGCAGCACGCACAGUACAGCAGUGCGGACGGCAGCGAGUUUGAAGAUGUCAAGGACCCGACCACCACCAUCAUCAACCACGGCUUCUCCUCCGUUGUCCGUGAUGUUGUGCAACAAGCACAGGUCGCCCACCAGACGGUGACGGCGGACAUGCCGCAGCUGGAGCAGCGGCAGGAGACGUUCCUCAUCAAGUACCACGGGUUUGUGCAGGUGGAGAACGAGUUCAAGUCGCUGCAGCAGCAGGCAGCCACCAGCAACGACCCCCAGCUCAAGCAGUACCUUGCAUCCAUGGUGCAGCAGAAGCAGAGCACGCAACAGCAGCUCACCGACGAAGCGCAGCAGCUUCUCGAGGCCAGACAGGCGCUGCACAGCACCAUCGCCCGCGCCGCUGACACCAUCCAGUCUGGCGCAGACGGCCUCAUCCAGCAGCUCGAGCGGUGGCGGGCUGCCCAGCGCCAACACACGGCAACACAGCAGCACCUCACCCUCGCCCUCGACACCAUCCAGCAGUGGGCAGAUUCGCUGAUGACGCAGGUGUGGCAGAUUCGCCAGGUGACAAAGCUCAUGUGCAAUCUGCAGGUGCGCCUCCCACUCAACCCGCAGUCUGAGAAGCAGUUUGACACCAUCCUCCACGCCAUCAACAAAACACUCGCCCUCCUCCUCCACAGGUCGCUGGUUGUUGAGCAGCAACCGCCACAGGUGCUCAAGACCCAGUCGCGUUUCCAGGCCACCGUGCGUCUCCUUGUCGGGCCGUCCCUCACCCUCCACCUCAACCCGCCCGAGGUCAGCGCGCACAUUGUGAACGAGCGCAAUGUGCGUGAGAUUCGCCAGACAACGCUGCUGCAAGAGGGCGGACAGAGCAUGCAGUUGCCGCUCCCAGACCCUCCAUCCAGUGGUGAUAUUCUCAACAGCAGAAAGGCGAUGGGUGUUCAGCCAGGGAACAAUGCACUCCAGGUUGGCUUCAAGACGCUUUCCCUUCGCAAGAUCAAGCGCACCGACAAAUCAGAGAAGAUUGAUCAUACUGUAACAGAGCAGAAGUUCUCCAUCUGCUUUCGCGUGACCGUCACGCUGCCCGGCGGUGACUCUGUGUACCUGCUGCAAGAGCUGUCGCUGCCUGUCGUGGUCGUUGUUCAUGGUAACCAGGUUCCAGGUGCUGAGGCCACCGUUCUCUGGGACAACGCAUUUGCGCUUCCCGGCCGGCUUGGGUUAGAGACUGAGCAGGCUGUGCAGUGGCAGCAGCUGGCGCCGCACAUCAAGCAGUUCUGGAUGAACGCAAAGCUGAAACCUCUCAAGGACGAGCACAUGAACUUUCUUGCGCAGCUUGCCGGUGUCAGCGGGCCACAUGACACAAUCACAUGGCAUCGCUUCAACAAGGACUACAUGGUUGGAAACCUCUUCACCUUCUGGGAAUGGUUCUACGGCUGCUUCGACACCGUUCGCAAGCACAUCCGUGCGCUCUGGGACGAGGAUCUCGUGUACGGGUUCAUCGAUAAGGACGAGACUUUUCGCGUCCUUGCCGGGUCACGACCUGGCACGUUCCUGGUCCGGUUCAGCACAUCGCUUGUGAGCGGCGUGAGUGUGUCGUGGGUCGGCCCAUCGCCAGAUGGUAUGCAGGUGUAUCACCUGCAGCCAUGGAUGAACAAAGACAUCUCCAUUCGCUCGCUCGCCGACCGCGUCAGUGAUUUGGAUCAGCUGCAAAUCCUGUACCCAGACCGCCCAAAGCACGUUGCAUUUGCACACCACUACUCGGGAGAAGCAAAGAACUCCAAGCUGUUGACCAAAGGAUACAUCCCAGCAGACCUCAAGGCAUUCAUCAACCCAACAGAUGUGUCGAACGAGCCCAUGUAUCAGCCGCGAAGCGACAUCUCGCACCAGCCGCAAACGUCAUCAUCGUUGUCGUCCUCACUCGCACCUCCCCAGCAGCCCCUGGUGUCGCAAGAGCCAAAUUCCCCCUUCAGCUCCGAGGCAGAUGCAAUAGACCUGAGCUGGCUAACAAACACCACGCUUGCGCCAUCAACAUCAACAGCACCGCCAACAACCACCUCUGUGCCAUCUUUGCCUCAGACUUCCGUUGCAAACGCGGGAUUGCCCAACUUUCACGACAUGUACUUGUCGGACCAGAGCCUGAUGUUUGAUGCGCCAGCACUUGGUGCUCUCUCCCUGUACACGUCCGCCGCCACGUCGAUGAGGCAGCAGGACGACGGCGAGAUGGCAACAAAACAUCCAAACACGGGUGGCUAUGGCUCCUCCGCCCAUACCUCCACCCUCUGAUUGCUGACAUGUUGGAUGAGGUUUGCUCGUCGGUGCUGACCAGGUGCCAUGGGGGUGUGAGUGCUUUCGUAGCUAAUGUUUCACUUGGGUUCGUGUUCUUCGCUCUGCUGUUUCCCCCUUCUCUCUGUUCCCCUCAUCUUUCUCUCCCAAGUUUCCUACCAUUGCCACUCAUCUCGUGCAUGUAGCUUGUUCCCCUCGCCCCAUCUUCGCCCUUUCUUGCAUGUGAUUCUGGCAUCAUCGGUGUCUUGCCCUCUGCUGACAAACGUGCGUUUGGGCUAAUAUCGCACAGAUCGAAUGGUGUGUACAUGUAUGUGCUCACGUGUCCGUGACGUUUUACUAUUGUUUAGUCGUGACGAAUUGACUCUCAUGUUGACGUUGAUAGCUGUGCCCAAAACGCAACGCCAAAAGACGAACACGACAAAGUACACGCUCGCACUGACUAAGACUCAGACUCAAC
This is a messenger RNA of Salpingoeca rosetta, 3254 nucleotides long. RefSeq names its product STAT5A/MGF protein. Gene Ontology annotation, biological process: cell surface receptor signaling pathway via JAK-STAT; defense response; regulation of transcription by RNA polymerase II. The record is from RefSeq and is a predicted model, not a curated record. The transcript has 18 exons. Gene Ontology annotation, molecular function: DNA-binding transcription factor activity, RNA polymerase II-specific; RNA polymerase II cis-regulatory region sequence-specific DNA binding. Lineage: Eukaryota; Choanoflagellata; Craspedida; Salpingoecidae. Bases 191 to 2797 code for a protein of 868 amino acids.